Messenger RNA from Sphaerodactylus townsendi, 518 nucleotides. It is a transcript of the gene AP1M1, whose product is annotated as adaptor related protein complex 1 subunit mu 1. Lineage: Eukaryota; Metazoa; Chordata; Lepidosauria; Squamata; Sphaerodactylidae. Gene Ontology annotation, biological process: vesicle-mediated transport; intracellular protein transport. The transcript is spliced from 5 exons. The coding region runs from base 105 to 506 and encodes 133 amino acids. Gene Ontology annotation, molecular function: clathrin-cargo adaptor activity. The record is from RefSeq and is a predicted model, not a curated record. Gene Ontology annotation, cellular component: clathrin-coated vesicle; clathrin adaptor complex.
GAAGUGCCCGUCGGAAGGGACCGGAAGCGGCGUGAAGCCCGAGCGGGGCGCGGCGUCGCUGCUGCUGGGGGCUGCUGCUGCUGGGGGCUGCUGCGGAGGGCGCCAUGUCGGCCAGCGCCGUCUACGUGCUGGACCUGAAGGGGAAGGUGCUGAUCUGUAGAAAUUAUCGGGGAGAUGUGGAUAUGUCCGAAGUGGAACAUUUCAUGCCAAUCCUUAUGGAAAAGGAAGAAGAAGGGACGCUUUCUCCCAUUCUCGCUCACGGAGGUGUGCGCUUUAUGUGGAUUAAGCAUAACAACUUGUACCUUGUUGCAACAUCCAAGAAGAACGCCUGCGUGUCUUUAGUCUUCUCCUUUCUCUACAAGGUUGUUCAGGUGUUUUCUGAAUACUUCAAAGAGCUGGAAGAAGAGAGCAUUCGAGAUAAUUUUGUUAUCAUUUACGAACUCCUGGACGAACUCAUGGAUUUUGGAUACCCGCAAACCACUGAUAGUAAAAUUUUACAAGAGUAAGUAACACAAGAA